This is a messenger RNA of Cynara cardunculus var. scolymus (artichoke), 1383 nucleotides long. RefSeq names its product quinone oxidoreductase 1-like. NCBI's taxonomy places the organism in Eukaryota, Viridiplantae, Streptophyta, Magnoliopsida, Asterales, Asteraceae. The transcript has 5 exons. The record is from RefSeq and is a predicted model, not a curated record. Gene Ontology annotation, molecular function: quinone reductase (NADPH) activity. Gene Ontology annotation, cellular component: cytoplasm; cytosol. The coding region runs from base 145 to 1131 and encodes 328 amino acids. Gene Ontology annotation, biological process: cellular response to oxidative stress.
CAACUCGUACCUCCUUUUUGAAGCAAGAAUUUGGUUCGAUUCACAAUCUCCGAUCAAGCUUCCCUUCUUGUUGAUCUGGAAAGGCUACUCAGACUCAAUUCCACUGCUAAAGACCGUAACCCCUGCUGAUUUCAACAACUAACAAUGGUGAAAGCCAUUAGGGUUUAUGAGCUUGGUGGCCCUGAGGUAUUGAAAUGGGAGGAUGUUGAAAUUGGGGAUCCUAAAGAAGGAGAGAUAAGAGUGAAGAACAGGGCCAUUGGUGUUAACUUCAUUGAUAUAUAUUUCCGUACUGGAGUUUAUAAAAUGCCUGAAAUCCCUUAUACACCAGGGGUGGAGGCGGCAGGCGUGGUGACGGCAGUUGGGCCGGGAGUAACCAAUUGGAAAAUUGGAGAUGCCGUUUAUCAUUCCGGGAGUGCGAUGGGAACUUAUACAGAGGAGCAGAUUGUUUUAGCAGAUAAAGCAAUGCCUCUUCCUCCUAUUGAUCCUUUAGUAGUUGCAUCUGUCAUGGCUAAAGGACUAACUGCUCGUUUCCUUGUUCGAACUUGGUUCAAGGUAGAAAAAGGACAUACAGUACUCAUCCAUGCAGCAGCAGGUGGCGUUGGAUCUUUGUUAUGCCAAUGGGCAAAUAUGCUCGGUGCCACCGUUAUCGGAACUGUAUCAACGAUAGAGAAGGCUUUGCAAGCCAAAGAAGAUGGAUGUCAUCACGUUAUCAUUUAUAAGGAAGAGGAUUUCGUUACUCGUGUUGAUGAGAUAACAUCUGGAGGUGGAGUUGACGUUGUCUUCGAUUCUGUAGGAAAAGAUACCUUUCAGGGAUCGUUGGCAUGCUUGAAACCUUGUGGAUAUAUGGUCAGCUAUGGUCAAUCUUCUGGGACACCUGACCCCGUACCUUUAUCUGUGCUGGCAGCAAAAUCACUAUUCUUGACGAGGCCUUCACUGAGGACAUCUCGUAUAUCAAGGGAGGAGUUGCGUGAAGCUACCAAUGAGGUACUUACGAAUGUGGCUUCUGGUGCUUUGCGGGUUCGUGUAAAUCAUACUUACCAGUUAUCCCAAGCUGCUCAAGCGCAUGCUGACCUGGCAGGUCGAAAAACUUCAGGGUCCAUCGUGCUUGUACCCGACGGAGCGGAAAAGUGAAGUUUAUGGCAUUUGCAGUUUCGAAUUCCCUUUACACUUGGAUUCCAUGGAAGAAUUGAUGCAAGUUUGUGUAAUGACCGUAUUAUCGUAUGUGAUCAAAUGUUAUAUAGUAUCACUCUCUUGAGAGAGGAUUUGCUCAAAAGUGCAGAUGUAAAUUGAAAUAAGAACAUCAACAAUAUAGGAAACUGGAUAAGCUGAUGGCUAUAAACAAACCGAAUGAAAGAUGCAUGGAGACUUGUUUAUGUUCGUUCA